Paramuricea clavata is the source of this 619-nucleotide messenger RNA. The record is from the annotation of a GenBank genome assembly. NCBI's taxonomy places the organism in Eukaryota, Metazoa, Cnidaria, Anthozoa, Malacalcyonacea, Plexauridae.
AUGACUUUAAAUGAAGAACAUUAUGCGACAGCUAAAAGAAUGAUCUCUGCGUCUUCUACGAAAACAUUCAACAAAGCACGUUCCACUCAGAUUGCCAAAUUCACAAAAUUGACGUGCUUUGGUCGGACGCAUCGCAGACAAGAAGAUUUGGCCAGUCAUCCACUACAACGCACCAUUAUCAAUAUGAGUGCUAGAAGACUUACGCCGGUUGAAGAAGAUGUCUUGGCUCUUGGAAGAAUUCGUACAGCUCUAAAGAAGAAUUCGUACAGCUCUAAAGAAGAAUUCGUACAACGUUUGGAACCGAAGUUAUACCACAUGACGAACGAUGAAGCUAGUAACAUCCGCGUCCAAAUCACUGAGGUUCUACGAUGUGCAACGCUUCCAGCUUCGAAUUUAACCAAGAAUAAGAAGGAUGCAUUGAAAAACUUAAGAGCAGAUAAGUCAAUACAUAUUUUAAAGGCUGAUAAGGGUAACGCUACGGUUAUUCUAGAUCGUCUAGAAUAUGAUAAUAGAAUCCUGGCUCUUUUAAACACUUCAACUUAUAAACAGCUUAAAAGAGACCCUACAGCUAACAUUGAACGUAAAAUAUGUUCCAAACUAUCUGGCUUUAAAAAGGCAG